AAGAGGUAACAACAAACACUAGCUUGUUGUCUUUUGACAUUGAAAUUAACUCCCCGACCUUUCUCUCUCCACAAAUUAGCUAUUCAUAUACCCUUUCCAGUUCACCAAGCCAUUCAUAUAUUCAUUUCCUCUAAAUAAUUAUAAGAGUAGAGAGAGAGAGAGAGAGAUAUGAAGCCUAAAGCUGUAGUUGUGGGAGGAAGCAUAGCAGGAGUGUCAUGUGCACACACACUAAUCUUAGCUGGGUGGGAUGUUGUUGUGCUUGAGAAAACUUGCGAACCCAUUAAGGGAAGUCCCACCGGAGCUGGACUCGGGCUCGACCCUCUGGCCCAGAGACUCAUUCAGUCGUGGCUUGAUGAUCCAGAGCUUCUCUACUCUUCCACUUUGCCACUCACUAUUGACAUGACAACUAAAGGGCUUCAAAAUCAAAAUGCAGUUAGUUCCCGUGCCAACAUAACCUUACGGAUUUUUGUUUGCAAACAGAACCAAGCAACAGAUAGUGAGAAGAAGGUCAGCUGGACAUUGACAAGAGAUGACAACUUCAAUUUCAGAGCAGCUCAUUGGGCUGAUCUCCAUGGCCUUCUUUACAAUGCAUUGCCCCCAAACAUACUUUUAUGGGGUCACCUUUUUCUCUGUUUCUGCAUUUCUGAGGACAAGACAUCUGUCAAGAUUAAGGCUAAGGUUCUAGAAACUGACGAGGAAAUCGAAAUAGUGGGUAAUUUACUUGUUGCAGCAGAUGGGAGCCUCUCUUCUAUCCGCCAGAGUUUUCUUCCUGGCCUUAAAUUGAGGUAUUCGGGUUAUUGUGCAUGGAGAGGGGUUUUUGAUUUUUCAGGAAAUGAAAAUUCAGAAACUGUUGUGGACAUCCGUAGUUCAUAUCCUGAACUGGGAAAGUGUUUCUACUUCGACUUAGGUUCUGAGACUCACAGUGUGUUUUAUGAGCUUCCGAACAAAAGGCUUAAUUGGAUUUGGUAUGUCAACCAACCCGAGCCUGAACUCAAGAGAAACUCAGUAACCAUGAAAGUAAGAAGUGAGAUGAUCCAGAAGAUGCAUCGAGAAGCAGAGAAGGUUUGGAUUCCUGAAUUCGUGAGAGUCAUUCGAGAAACAAAGGAUCCCUUUUUGAAUUUGAUAUAUGAUACCGAUCCCUUGGAACAAAUCUUUUGGGACAAUGUGGUGUUAGUUGGAGAUGCAGCUCACCCCACAACUCCUCACGGUGCAAGAAGCACAAACAUGUCAGUGUUGGAUGCAGCAGUUUUAGGUAAAUGCCUUGAAAAGAAUGGAGUAGAAAAUUUACAAGCAGCGCUAAGAGAAUAUCAGACCACUCGGCUUCCAGUUGUUUCCAAGCAAGUUCUGCAUGCUAGGAGAAUGGGUCGCAUAAAACAAGGUUUAGUUCUUCCUGACCAUGAGGCUUUUGAUCCAAAGAAUUCUAGAUCAGAGGAUUAUCAAGAGGUACAGCAGAAGAACAUGCCUUUCUUUGAUGAUGUUCCUUUACUGUUAAUAUGAUGUCCUUCUCUAUUUACUUGGAAUUAACAGCAUAUCUCUGCAACUGAAAAUGGCAUAGGGUUACUGUUCUUGUAAUUCUUUGCUCAUCAUUUCACAGUAGCUAUACAUCAGAUCUAGCUUUUGGCUGGAAUUGCCUUGUUUGUAUAGUAUGAUGCUAUCUAUUGACCCAAAAAGAAUCCCUGAUUUUGAAGAACACACAAUCAGUUUUUUCUGCUUUGCAUUGCAAUUGAAAUAAAUUUCUCCAUUACUAUCAGUAGUC
This is a messenger RNA of Quercus robur (English oak), 1756 nucleotides long. RefSeq lists its product as uncharacterized. The coding region runs from base 169 to 1497 and encodes 442 amino acids. The transcript has 4 exons. Gene Ontology annotation, molecular function: FAD binding. Lineage: Eukaryota; Viridiplantae; Streptophyta; Magnoliopsida; Fagales; Fagaceae. The record is from RefSeq and is a predicted model, not a curated record.